Molecule: messenger RNA, 370 nt
Organism: Salvia miltiorrhiza (redroot sage)
Lineage: Eukaryota; Viridiplantae; Streptophyta; Magnoliopsida; Lamiales; Lamiaceae
Product: small polypeptide DEVIL 4-like
Exons: 1
Coding region: 71-199 (42 amino acids)
Biological process (GO): negative regulation of cell population proliferation
Source: RefSeq, a predicted model, not a curated record
UUUUUCACCAACAACACACAACACAGCACAAACUCUCUCUCUCUCUCUCUCUCUAAAUCAAUCAAUCAAGAUGAAGAUGAACAGCAGCAGCAAGAGAAGAAUUUCGAGCAGAGGCUUCGGAGGUGUUCUAAGAGAACAGAGGGCCAAACUCUACAUCAUUCGACGAUGCGUCGUUAUGCUUCUCUGCUACCAUGACUGAUCCUUUCCAUUUUUCUUAGCUAGCUAGACUGUAAAUUAAAUAGAUUUAGCCUCAAUUCUAGCUUCACAAUUUUGUACCCAUCAAUUGGCCUAACCGCCUUUUUUUUGUAUUAUACAUUAGUCACUAAUUGAAAUGAUAAUAUCCUUCAUGCGAUAUAAUAUUCUUCUUCAA